This is a messenger RNA of Bipolaris maydis ATCC 48331, 1068 nucleotides long. RefSeq names its product Rrp15p-domain-containing protein. Gene Ontology annotation, biological process: maturation of LSU-rRNA; maturation of 5.8S rRNA. Lineage: Eukaryota; Fungi; Ascomycota; Dothideomycetes; Pleosporales; Pleosporaceae. The record is from RefSeq and is a predicted model, not a curated record. Gene Ontology annotation, cellular component: preribosome, large subunit precursor.
AUGGUCAACACAUCUUUGAAGCGGAGACGGACCGAGGACCAGCUCAGAGGCAAGGUACCCAAAAAGGAGAAGAGAAAGAUCAAGAAGCAAAAGCACUACCAUAGUUCGUCCGACGAAGAAGAGGGUGCUGCGCGCGACGCUCCAGCACGAGGAAGCAGCCAAGAACCAGACGAGCCAUUCCAGCCCUCGGGCGCCAAUGCGACUCUUCCAGGAAGACCGGAACUUUCUAAGCAGCAGUUGAGGAAGCAAGCAAAAUUCGAGGCAAAAAAGGCAGCGCAACAAGCAGCCGCGGCAGAGGAAUCUUCAGCCAGCGACGAUGAGGAUGAAGCAGAGGAUGCCGCGCCAUCGAAGAAACCUGAGCCCAAGUUCAAAGCCAGCAUACAAGCAAAGGCGCCUGUAAAGUCUGCGCUGAAGAAGACGGCUCCCGUCGACCAUACAGCCCCAUUACCAAGCGAUGCCGAAGAUGACGACGAAGACGACUCUGAACCUGAAGCCGACGAGUUUUCCAUUGCCGACUCAGAAUCUGACGCCUCAGAAGCUUCUUCCGUCUCCGAAACCUCUACCGCUGCUGCGCGCAAAGUCCGCAAGCGCAACGACCCUGAGGCCUUUGCAAACUCCAUCUCGAGAAUCUUGGGCUCGAAAUUGUCGACGUCAAAACGAACAGAGCCUAUUUUGUCGCGCUCGAAAGAUGCGGCAACAGCGAACCGCGAGCUUGCCGACGCGAAGCUUACUGAGAAGGUGCGCCGUCAACUAAUUGCAGAGCGCAAGGCUGCGCGGGACAAGGGCCGCAUUAGGGAUGUUCUGGGACUGAAUGACCCCAGCGUCAGCACGGAAGCGACAUCGACAAAGGAGAGGGAGCUCAGAAAGACGGCACAAAAGGGUGUGAUCAAGUUGUUCAACGCAGUGAGGGCGGCUCAGGUCAAGGGAGAACAAGCCGAGAGAGAAAGCAAGGCGGGCAUGGUAGUCGGUAUGGACAAGAGGGAGGAGAAGGUCAAGGAGAUGAGCAAGCAAGGAUUUCUCGACAUGCUCACUGGAGGGCAGAAGAAGGAGCAAAUCAUCGAAGUAUAA